AUGACUCACCAACUCAACGUUAAUCCACAGGCCCGACCUGUGCGGCAGAAACGAAGGCACUUCGGCCCCGAACGCAGCAAUGCCAUAUCGGACGAGGUCGACAAGCUCUUGCUGGCCAAGAUGAUCCACGAGGUCCAAUAUCCCACCUGGCUGUCCAAUCCAGUUAUGGUCAAAAAGGACACCGGUGGAUGGAGAAUGUGUGUGGAUUUCACCGAUCUCAACAAGGCCUGCCCCAAAGACUGCUAUCCUCUCCCAAGGAUAGACGUCCUCGUCGACUCGGCGAUGGAGUAUGAGAUCCUCUGCUUCCUAGAUGCCUUCAAAGGGUAUCAUCAAGUAGGAAUGAGUGAAGAGGACCAAGAGAAGACGGCGUUCUACACCGACCAAGGUGUUUAUUGCUACACCACCAUGCCAUUUGGGCUAAAGAACGCCGAGGCGACCUACCAAAGGCUGAUCAACCGACUCUUCAAGAAUCAGAUCGGCCGCAAUGUGGAGGCCUAUGUGGAUGACAUCCUCGUCAAAAGUCUCGCCACUUCAUCCUUCCUGUCAGACUUGAGGGAAGUCUUCGGGGUCCUGCGAGACUCGAGGAUGAAGCUGAAUCCCAAGAAGUGCGUUUUCUGCGUCACCUCGGGAAAAUUCUUGGGGUAUCUGGUUUUCCAUCGGGGAAUCGAUGCCAACCCCGACAAAAUCAAGGCCAUUCAGGACAUGUCCCCACCUCGGAACGUCCGAGAAGUCCAAAGGUUGAAUGGACGCCUGGCCGCGUUGAACCGCUUCCUGUCCCAAUCCGCUGAGAAAGCUCUGCCCUUCUUUAAGGUGCUGAAGAAGGCUGACCAGUUCGCCUGGACUGAGGAGUGUCAGGCUGCUUUCGACCAGCUGAAGCAGUACUUGCAUCAUCUACCCACCCUUGCUUCACCUCGGCCCGAGGAGAAACUCUACCUCUACCUCUCCGCAGCCGACGAGGCUGUCAGCGCGGUGCUCAUCCGAGAUGAGGGCACCCAAGUGCCAGUCUACUACCCUUACUUCCUCGCCCAUCACAACUCCGUCCGGACCGACCAGCCCAUUCGGCAAAUAUUGGUGCGCCCCGAGGCUUCCGGUCGCCUCACCAAGUGGGCUGUGGAAUUAGGAGAAUAUGACUUGUCCUAUGAGCCCCGCACCGCCAUAAAAGCACAAGCCCUAGCCGAUUUCCUGGCCGAGCUGACCUUCACGGAAGGUCCGGAGUCCACCUCCACCAAAGCCGAUGUGUCCACCCCAUCCCCAUGGACACUGUAUGUCGAUGGGUCCUCUAAUGGAGACGGCAGCGGUGCCGGACUUCUUCUGGAAGGACCUCAGGGAGAGGUGUGCUCCUACGCCCUCCGCUUUGGCUUCCCGGCCACCAAUAAUGAAGCCGAAUACGAGGCUUUAAUUGCUGGACUCCAGCUAGCCCGUAGACUCGGCCCCCAACAAAUCCAUGUCCGCAGUGACUCCCAACUAGUAGUACGCCAAGUCCUUGGUGAGUACGAGGCCAAGGAUGAGACCAUGCAACGGUACCUCUCCAAGGUUCACCAGCUCACCGCGUACUUCGAGUCUUUCGAAAUCCAAAGAAUACCCCGAUCCCAGAAUAAGCGAGCCGACGCCUUAUCCCGGCUGGCUUCCACUUCAUUCUCUGACCUCAACAAAACCGUCUUGGUGGAGGUCCUGAGUGAACCAGGAUACGUGGAAGAGGUGGCCUGCCCCGUCCACUCCGAAGAUACCUGGAUGACCCCGUUCAUCCUCUUCUUGAGUCAGGGAACACUUCCCGAAGACCGAGCCGAGGCGAGGAAGAUACAACGCAAGGCUGCUCGGUAUGCUCUCCGUGAAGGAGAACUGUACAAACGCUCAUACCUCGGCCCAUGGCUGAGGUGUGUCACUCCCGAGGCCGGACGUCACGUCCUCCACGAGAUCCACGAAGGCCUGUGCGGAGCUCACGUCGGCCACAGGAUGUUAGCCAAGAAGACUAUGCUCCUUGGAUAUUUCUGGCCGUUACUUCGGCAAGACUCCCAGGACCUCGUUCUCGGCUGCCCUUCCUGCCAAGUCCACGCACCCGAGCACCACCAGCCUUCCAACUUCAUGGUCCCUAUCACUUCACCCUGGCCGUUUGAGCAAUGGGGGACAGACAUCAUAGGUCCUUUCCCUAAAGCCGUCGGGGGUUAUACCUUCCUGGUGACCGCUGUGGACUACUUCACUAAGUGGGUCGAGACCGAGCCACUUCGGACCAUCUCAGGGCUAGCCAUUCAAAAAUUCUUUUGGAAAUGCAUUAUCUACCGCUUCGGCAUACCUCAGGUCAUCAUCUCGGACAAUGGGAGACAGUUUGCCGAGAACCCAUUCAAGACCUGGUGCGAGAACGUCGGCAUCAAACAACACUUCAGUUCGGUAGGCCACCCUCAGGCCAAUGGUCAAGCAGAAAACUUCAACCGAACUCUCCUGCAUGGUCUCAGGACCCGACUACACCAAGUUGGGUCGUCUUGGAUGGAGGAACUCCCUAGUGUCUUGUGGUCAUAUCGGACCACGCCGAGGUCAGCGACGCAAGAGACCCCGUUCUCCUUGACCUACGGCGUCGAGGCUGUCAUCCCGGCUGAGAUCCUUACCCCCAGCCAUCGGCUGGCAGCCUAUGCCGCCGAGGUGAACGAUGAAGAGAGGCUGCUGGACCUCGACCUCGUCGAAGAACGAAGGGAUCUCGCCUCAACCCGGAUAGCUUCAUACAAGAACACACUGGCACACUAUUACAAUGCCCGUGUCAGACAUCGUAGAUUCCAUCCUGGAGACUUGGUUCUCAGAAAAAUUUCAGUCAGCCGAGCUGAACCGCAAGGAAAAUUAUGCCCGAAAUGGGAAGGCCCUUACCGAGUUGUGGAAUCUGACCCUAAGGGGUAUUGUAAACUGAGUUACCGAGAUGGCUCAUUAGUGCCGAGGUCUUGGCACGCCGAGAACCUUAGGUUGUAUUAUGCUUGA
Coffea arabica (coffee) is the source of this 2961-nucleotide messenger RNA. The record is from RefSeq and is a predicted model, not a curated record. NCBI's taxonomy places the organism in Eukaryota, Viridiplantae, Streptophyta, Magnoliopsida, Gentianales, Rubiaceae.